GGUCAGUAAGAUUAAGCUCGAGGCUCCAAAAGGGUCGGGAGCUUUUCUGGUCAAGAAUCUGUACCUCUCUUGUGACCCUUACAUGAGGGGCCGUAUGCGUGAUUUUCGUGACUCAUACAUCCCCCCCUUUGUCCCCGGUCAGCAAAAGACCAUGAAGAUUUACCACAGGAGAAGCACGUUUGGUUCUUACCCUCUGUUAAAUUAGCCAUUCCUUACAAGAUGAACUCAGGCGUGGCAGUAUUUUACGAAGAAUUUUGCUUCAAUUGUGUUAAUGUGGAGGCUGGGACAUGGGGAGAGUGAGCUUGCUGUUCCUGAGCUUGUGGUAAUUCAUAAUGAAAAUACUGUUCAUCAACUUUUUUUCCAUCAUCUUUUAUCGGCCUUGAAUGCGAUAAAAGGACGAUGGUUAAAAGAAUGAUUAGUAGCAUUAGUCAAACGAUAUAUCCAAAGUUUGAGAUUGAUGGCAUUAUGAAAUUUAUUUUGCUAUGAAUUGAAAAUAAAUUCAUGAUUUCAGAUAUUGGGCUUUUUCCAUUAGAAAUCCAUUAACUGAACGAUGAUUUGACUUGUAUUGAUGAACGUUUAUGCUCCAAGUAAAUCUCUGUUCAUUCAACUUCAUCUAUGUUAAAUAACCAAUUGUCGCAAAAUUUAAGGUUAUAAAAAGGGAUAAAUUUAAUCAUUUAAUUUAUAUGCUGACACUCCUCCCAUGUAAGCCAAACUUCCCCUUAAUAAGUGGGCUUGACAAGUAGAAUAUUUAAUUGAGAUAGACAGUAUAUUGUCCAUUCAAAUUUCGAACUCGGAAGAUCUACUUUCAUACCAUGUUAAAUCACCAAUUGUAUUAAAAGUUUAAGCUAAUUGGAAGAUAUAAAUUUAGUCAUUCAAUUUAUAUGCUAACAAGCUACAUUAUCCCUGGAAAAAUUGGAGCCAUUGGACAUGUUAACUUUACUGAGAUGUUGUUUGACAUUAAUAAGUUCCCAUUAUGAUGGUAGUUAAUUUUGGGCCAUUUUCAGACUAAUGUCAAAUGCUUAUCUCCAUUCACAGUAAGAAGAAUCAUCUGCAUGCUCACUUAUCUUUUCCACUUCUUUAUCUAUUAAUCAUUUACAUGCUUUUCACCGGCACUUAAAUUGAUCAGCUUUGAUCUGACAAAAUAUGAUUGUCAACGUACUGCAACCUUAUCUGCAGCUUUAAAAUCACUGUAAGUAGUGACCAGUAUGGUAGCAAUCAAUUAUAGUAUGAUCUUUUUCUCAUAUUAGUCCUCGUAAGUAGGUCAUUAUCAAUAAAUAUUGUUUCUACUAAUGUCUUAUGGAACAAUAAUUUGUUCUCCACAAUUUCUGACAAUUAUGUACUUGGAUGGAGCCCUUGGAAGGAUUUGGCGUAUCCCAAGUUAUAGAUUCUGAUAAUCCAGAUUUCAAGCCUGGUGAUUUAGUUUCAUUGAUUACUGGCUGGGAAGAAUACAGCUUGAUUCACAGAACUGAGCAGUUGAGGAAAAUUCAGCCAGAUGAUAUUCCUCUCUCAUACCAUGUUGGUCUUCUUGGUAUGCCGGGUUUUACUUCUUAUGCAGGAUUCUUUGAGGUCUGCUCCCCUAAGAAAGGGGAAUUUGUCUAUGUAUCUGCAGCUUCUGGAGCCGUUGGUCAGCUUGUUGGCCAACUUGCCAAGUUGCAUGGUUGCUAUGUAGUUGGAAGUGCAGGCACAAGCAAAAAAAUUGAUAUACUGAAGAAUAAACUUGGAUUUGAUGAUGCGUUCAAUUACAAGGAAGAAAGAGACCUUGAUGCAGCACUGAAAAGGUACUUUCCGCAAGGCAUUGACAUCUACUUCGAUAAUGUGGGUGGGGAAAUGCUGGAUGCAGCACUUCUUAACAUGAGGAUUCAUGGCCGAAUUGCUGUUUGUGGGGCGGUGUCCCAGCAGAGUUUCUCUAAGCCAAGAGGGAUUUUUAAUGGGUUCAAUCUCAUAUCAAAGCGCAUCAGGAUGCAAGGAUUCUUGCAACAUGAUUACUUACACCUAUACCCUCGCUUCUUGGAGGAUGUGAUCAGUAACUAUAAGCAAGGGAAGAUCGUUUACAUCGAAGACAUGAAUGAGGGCUUGGAUAGUGCUCCAGCUGCCUUUGUUGGGCUAUUUUCUGGCAAAAAUGUUGGUAAGCAGGUCAUUCGAGUAGCCCAUGAAUGAUUAUUGCCCAAAAUCAUUUACAACCAUUAGUGUUAUUCCUAUUUGGGAGUAUUUAAUUCUGGGAGUUUUAGUCCCCAUUAGUAAAGGACUGGACUAACUUUCUUCUAGUUGAAAGUCCAGAAUAGGGAUUUUGAAGUGAAUUUAGAGCUUCAUGAACCCUGAGUGAAAUGAUCUUCCACGAAUACCUUAAAUGGAUCAUUGAAACAAAAGUGCAUGGUAUCAAUUCAAGUUAUCACU
This is a messenger RNA of Carya illinoinensis, 2394 nucleotides long. Its product is annotated as 2-alkenal reductase (NADP(+)-dependent)-like. The transcript is spliced from 5 exons. Bases 1345 to 2157 code for a protein of 270 amino acids. The record is from RefSeq and is a predicted model, not a curated record. NCBI's taxonomy places the organism in Eukaryota, Viridiplantae, Streptophyta, Magnoliopsida, Fagales, Juglandaceae. Gene Ontology annotation, molecular function: oxidoreductase activity, acting on the CH-CH group of donors, NAD or NADP as acceptor.